Molecule: messenger RNA, 1634 nt
Organism: Cryptomeria japonica (Japanese cedar)
Lineage: Eukaryota; Viridiplantae; Streptophyta; Pinopsida; Cupressales; Cupressaceae
Product: zeatin O-xylosyltransferase-like
Exons: 4
Coding region: 1-1599 (532 amino acids)
Molecular function (GO): UDP-glycosyltransferase activity
Source: RefSeq, a predicted model, not a curated record
AUGCAUAAACGUGGGAAGAAGUGGCCACUGGGCUUUCUAGAACUGUUGAAUGCACCUUAUACACUCGAGGAUCGAGAGAGGGCAGAGGUAAUAGCCACAGUUGCUCCAUCAAUGGUGAGCACUCCUCAGUUUAUUGGAGAAGCAUCUGAGACUCCGGUAGUGCUUGUCUGGAACAAAACCUACAAAUUCAAAAGCUUUGUAGUAUUGAACUGUGGCACUACCGCCCUAGUCUUACUGGACUCUCAGACUGAUAUAGUUCGGUGGAAGAGGGCAGCGUUUAUUCAAAUGCAAAUGAAUUGGUAUCCAAUGGAUUCAGAUGAAAGUGGUGCAGAAAUCCAUGUUGUGAUGGUGCCUAUCCUUGCACAGAGUCACAUGAAUCAGCUCCUUCAUUUCUCCACGGCCAUAGCCGGACGAGGACUAAGCGUAUCGUUCGUAGCCACCUCCACCCAUAUUCAUCAGGUCCGCCACCGUUUUCAAGGUUGCGACCUUCACAAGUUCAACAUUCGUUUUGAGGAACUGCACAUGCCAGAACUACCAGAUGGAGAGGCCAACGCUGAAAGCACACAUAUGUUUCCCAUCCAUCUGGCUUCUCUAUUUGAUUGCGGAGACCUGCUACGCCCUCAAAUGGACAGCUUACUAUGCAAAAUCUGUUCCUCCAAUACCAAGAAAGUCGUGAUGGUGUACGAUCCACAGAUGGGUUGGGUUCAGCCAUUGGCUGACAAGUAUGAAAUUCCAGCUUAUAAAUUCAUGCCUGUGGGCAUUUAUCCCGCGCUCUGGUUUAACCAUAAAUUGAUCGGCACUGAAUUCGCAGGGUUGAGGUUCUCCAGUCUUAAAGUACCGCUAUUGCGAACCCUAACCGAACAACAUUUGAGGUUCGUGGCCAGGGUGGAACCGUUCCUAGUGCCUGCUAAAGGAACAAUCAUCAACACCUUCCGAGCGAUUGAAGCUCCAUUCAUUGACUUGGCCCAGGAGAGGAAUGUUUUUGGCGACGAUCCUGUGUGGACAGUGGGUCCUCUCCUUCCCCACCAAUUGUUGAGCGAGGAGCCAUUGAGGACGGAUUGUGAGUGCACGAGAUGGUUAGACAGCCAUUCUCCGGCUUCCGUUUUGUACGUCUCUUUUGGCAGCGUUUCUUCUUUGCCCGCAGCACAAAUCCGGGAGAUUGCCUUGGGAUUGGACCGCAGUGGACAUCCUUUCCUGUGGGUACUCAGGGCCUCCGACACCUCCCGUUUUUCUGCUGAAGUGGAUUCGAAUGGGAUAUGUGAGUUUCUGCCGGAAGGGUACGAGAAUCGAAUACGAGGACGCGGCUUUAUUGUGACCAACUGGGUGCCUCAGCUUGAGAUACUGUUCCACAAGUCUACGGGAGGAUUUUUAACUCAUUGUGGGUGGAAUUCGACGGUGGAGAGCAUCUGUGCAGGAGUUCCCAUUGUUGCCUGGCCUCUGCACUCCGAUCAGUUCGCCAAUGCUAAGCUUUUAGCUUGCGAGUUGAAGACAGGUGUGGAAGUGAAGGAAUGGAGUAAUACAGAGGAGUACGAGAUGGUGAGUGCGGAGGAGGUCGAGGUGGCAGUGAAACGAUUGAUGGUGAGUGAAGAGGGAAUGUAAAUGCGGAAGAGGGCGCAGGAUUUGAGAGCUCAAAC